This is a messenger RNA of Lactuca virosa, 666 nucleotides long. Lineage: Eukaryota; Viridiplantae; Streptophyta; Magnoliopsida; Asterales; Asteraceae. The record is from the annotation of a GenBank genome assembly.
AUGGCUUCUACUUCUGGAACUAUGAAGCCUAAAGGGCCUAAGCUCCCUGAGAAGACAUACCUUCCAGACUCUUACUCUGAUGAUGAUGCAUUUGACUUUAGCUUCUUGGAUUUUUCUGAAGAAACUUUGAAAGCCCCCUCAAGACUAUGUGAUGAUCAGUUUCUUAACUUAUUGUGUGACGAAAACAUAUUAAGGAGGAGUAUUGAUGGAAUGGUAGAUGAUGGAGACAUUCCUGGUGUCCAACAAAAAGAGCAUUCCCACUUAGAUGAUGACAAUGAAGAUGUUGGUGUGGAGUAUAGGGUGCAUGAUCCCAAUGUUGACUGGAAAGAGAUGAGGCCCCAAUUAGGAGACUGUUAUGAAUCCCCUGCUCAACUAAGGUUGUGGACAGUGGUGACAAGUGGUGGUGAUGUGUUUGAGACUAGGUAUGGCUACAAUGGAUACAAGGUUGAUUUAUCCAAUCACACUUGCACCUGCAACUUGUGGAUGUUGUCGGGAAUACCAUGUGUGCAUAGUCAAGCUGCAAUCAACUAUGUCCACAAAGAUCCAAGUCAAUUCCUUUCUUCUUGGUUCCACAAGGACAAAUAUGUUGCAACCUACAGUCAGAACAUACAACCUGUAGGUGGAAGCAACUUGUGGCCAAUGACUGAGUUUAUUAAACCAUUAUGA